AUGGGAGCCGUUGUAUCUUGCAUCCAAUCCUUAUGCCGCACCAUCGGUUCGGUGCUAAUGGCCAUUGUCAAUGGCAUUGCAUCCAUCCUCCAAGCUAUCGUUUCAGGAAUUGCAUCCUUCUUUAACAUCCUCAUCUCAUGCCUCACCUGCGGAAAAGCUGGACGAAGACGUGGCGGCGGAACGACGACAAGUCGAGUAUAA
Glarea lozoyensis ATCC 20868 is the source of this 201-nucleotide messenger RNA. RefSeq lists its product as uncharacterized. The transcript is spliced from 3 exons. The record is from RefSeq and is a predicted model, not a curated record. Bases 1 to 201 code for a protein of 66 amino acids. NCBI's taxonomy places the organism in Eukaryota, Fungi, Ascomycota, Leotiomycetes, Helotiales, Helotiaceae.